GAUUUAAAUUCUAUGACUUUGUUAAGCAACUUGCACAAGUGUGUAUAAUAAACUUCAAACUGUUGUUUCUUUUAGAAAAGAAAAAUCUUAAGAGAGUAAUGAAAAUUGGUCGUUGGGUUUACGAUAAUUAAACAAAGGUUGAAAGAGCAUCAACCGUUGAUUAGUCUUCUUAAUCCUCAACGACGAAUUCAACUGCUCCUCCAAUAUUCUCUUCCUUCUUCCUUCUUUCGGAAACAACCACAGAAGCAAAGAAAUCAAUCUCCUAUGAGUUCCAAGAGACGGCGGAGAUUCAAUCUCCGAACAGUGUUCUCCAUCAUCUUCCUCACCUUUCUUCCUCUGAAUCUUAACUCUCAAGGUAGUUGACUAAUCUCUAUGUUUCUCUAUGCAACCUUUUGUGUGUCUCUUUAAAUGAUGACAAUUCAUUUCUUGAAGAGAUUGUAGAGGUCUUUGAUUCUUCUCAAGAUCACUUCUUGAUCCAAUCCCGAGUUUAUGCGAACCAUCGCAGCCUUAUCGAUACACCUCUUCCUGGCAAAGACCCUGCCCUUGAUGCCUCUCCGCCAUCUCCUGAAUCCGCUAUCCUCAAAGAUCCAUUGCUGCCUCCGCCACCACCAGAAGGCAACGAAACCCCGAGCCCUCCUCGAAGUGGUGUGCCAACACAAACACCAGAGACCCCACCUGCUAUCACUCCCCUGCCUGUACCACUGGCUCCAGCUCCGUCUCCGUCUCCUCCUGUGUCUCCAGGAACUACAAAGAAGUCUCCCAAAGUUUAUAUGAUCGUUGGCAUAGUCGGUGGGGUAUUCACAGUCUCGGUAGCAUUAAUCAUCAUCUUUCUUAUCCUCACUCGAAAGAUUCCAAUCAAGCCUUGGACCAACAGUGGCCAGCUUCGCGAUGAUCUUAUCACAGAUGUUCCGAGGCUGCAGCUAUCUGAGCUACAAGCAGCCUGCGAAGAUUUCAGUAAUGUCAUAGGAUCUUUCUCAGACGGCACCAUUUAUAAAGGAACUUUGUCCACUGGUGCUGAAAUCGCUGUGGUGUCUAUUGUGGCCGGUUCUCGUUCAGACUGGUCCACCACCAUGGACACACAGUUGCUACAAAAGAUGCAUAAUUUAUCCAAAGUGGAUCACAAGAACUUUUUGAAUGUGAUCGGUUAUUGCCUUGAGGAAGAGCCCUUCAAGCGAAUGCUGGUUUUUGAAUACGCUCCCAAUGGAUCACUCUCCGAGCAUCUGCACUCUCAAUACGUGGAGCACUUGGACUGGCCUACCAGACUCAGAAUCGUCAUGGGAAUAGCUUACUGUCUAGAGCACAUGCACAAUCUUAACCCACCCAUCUUGCUCUCCAAUUUGGACUCCUCUUCUGUGUACUUGACUGAAGACAACGCCGCCAAAGUCUCUGACUUUUCUGUCAUCAACUCCAUAUUUCCCUCUAAGGAGGGUUCCUCGAGCAAGAACCUUCUAGAACCCUCGUUACUUGAUCCCCAUACCAACGUCUUUAACUUUGGUGCCGUUUUAUUCGAAAUCAUCAGUGGAAAAUUACCAGACCCGGAUUCUAUGCUUCUCGAACCCAAGCCCACAAGAGAUAUUGUGGACCCGACACUGAAAACAUUUCAGGAAAAUGUUGUUGAGAGACUGUUGGAGGUGGUUAGGCAGUGUUUGAAUCCAUACUCAGAUCAGCGGCCGACAAUGAGAGAGGUUGUGGUGAAAUUGAGAGAGAUAACUGGAAUAGAAGCUGACGCAGCAAUGCCGAGGCUGUCUCCACGGUGGUGGACAGAGCUGGAGAUCAUAUCCACAGAAGGAAACUAAAGAGAAAGGAGCCGUCCUUUUAGGUGUCCCCUGUAUAUAUACACAAAUGACACUGUGAAGUGAUGAUCAUCUUUUUUUGUUCCUCUGCAUUAAAAGACUCUUUACUGUAUAUACUAAAAAGUUGGUUUUGCAUA
This is a messenger RNA of Arabidopsis thaliana (thale cress), 1930 nucleotides long. Its product is annotated as Protein kinase superfamily protein. The coding region runs from base 771 to 1796 and encodes 341 amino acids. The record is from RefSeq and is marked reviewed. Gene Ontology annotation, molecular function: protein kinase activity; ATP binding. The transcript has 4 exons. Lineage: Eukaryota; Viridiplantae; Streptophyta; Magnoliopsida; Brassicales; Brassicaceae. Gene Ontology annotation, cellular component: endomembrane system.